GUAUUAUCACGUGACUGUCUCCGUAACCGAGUUAGCGCCAAUUACCUCUCGAAGGUUUUGUCAAACCUCACCUUGCAAGCUCCGACCUCAAGUCCUUAAUACCGCACCCCAUAUCAUCUCACAAUGGCGUCCCGCUUGGCUAGAAGCGCCGUCGGCGCAAACCUCCUCCGGCCGACCCUGGCCCGCCGUACCCUGCCCGCCAUCUCGGCCUCGAUCGCCGGCGCCCGCAACGCGUCUAACGUUCCCGCCGAGGACCCCAAGAAGAAGGCCCAGUCCAUCGUCGACUCCCUGCCCGGCAACUCGCUACUCUCCAAGACUGCCAUCCUUUCCUCGUCCGCCGCCCUGAGCGUCUACGCCAUCAGCAACGAGUACUACGUCGUCAACGAGGAGACCGUCGUCGCCUUCUGCCUGCUCGCCGUCUGGGGUGGUUUGAUCAAGUACGGAGGCCCGAUGUACAGCGAGUGGGCCCAGGGACAGGCCGACAAGAUCAAGGGCAUCCUCAACUCGGCCCGCGCCGACCACACUCAGGCUGUCAAGGGCCGUAUUGAGGACGUCCAGCAGAUGUCCAGCGUCGUCGACAUCACCAAGUCCUUGUUUGCUGUUUCUAAGGAAACCGCUCAGCUUGAGGCUCAGGCCUACGAGCAGCAGCAGAAGACCGCCCUGGCCGCCGAGGCCAAGGCCGUCCUCGACUCCUGGGUCCGCUACGAAGGCCAGGUCAAGGCUCGCCAGCAGAAGGAGCUCGCUGAGAACAUCAUCGCCAAGGUUACCAAGGAGCUCGAGAACCCCAAGGUUCUCCAGCAGAUCCUCCAGCAGAGCGUCGCUGAGGUUGAGAGUACGUACUGUCAUUCGAUCAUCCCCUCCUUCAUCGGAGUCUGCCGCACCAAUACUGAUUGACGCCCCGUUCACAACAGAGAUCGUCUCCUCCAAGGCCCAA
Colletotrichum navitas is the source of this 934-nucleotide messenger RNA. RefSeq lists its product as uncharacterized. Gene Ontology annotation, biological process: proton motive force-driven ATP synthesis. The transcript has 3 exons. The record is from RefSeq and is a predicted model, not a curated record. Lineage: Eukaryota; Fungi; Ascomycota; Sordariomycetes; Glomerellales; Glomerellaceae. Bases 124 to 894 code for a protein of 256 amino acids. Gene Ontology annotation, molecular function: proton-transporting ATP synthase activity, rotational mechanism.